AUGCCCUUUGUACGAAAGCAUCGCGGCUCGACGGCGUCGUAUCCCGACAUUAUUCAAACCCCAGUUCUCCGUAAACUGAUCGUCUGGGUGGCAAAUGUACCAGUAUGCGUGCCGAAGCAGCGUGGCGCAUCCAAGAAUCAAAAACUGGCAACUAGUCACACUACACACAUUGACACAAUAGUCUGUGAUUGGAGGCCGCGUCUUACGCUUUUCGGAGAAACAUUUCUCGUAACGAAUGUGUGCUAA
Molecule: messenger RNA, 246 nt
Organism: Akanthomyces muscarius
Lineage: Eukaryota; Fungi; Ascomycota; Sordariomycetes; Hypocreales; Cordycipitaceae
Exons: 4
Coding region: 1-246 (81 amino acids)
Source: RefSeq, a predicted model, not a curated record